Messenger RNA from Nematolebias whitei (Rio pearlfish), 2509 nucleotides. Its product is annotated as protein FAM222B. The record is from RefSeq and is a predicted model, not a curated record. The transcript has 3 exons. Lineage: Eukaryota; Metazoa; Chordata; Actinopteri; Cyprinodontiformes; Rivulidae. Bases 144 to 2186 code for a protein of 680 amino acids.
AGCAGCAGCUACACGGAGGAUGGUUUCUUCGUUUUCUUAAGGCUGUCAGUCUUAUAACCUGACAAAAUGAAGUUUUCCAAGUCAUAGCUCGGUGAGGAUAUGAGGAGAGGAGCCUGUCCAUGCAGCAGUAGUGGUAAAGUGACAUGCUGGCUUGUUUGCCAGCAUCAGGUGACCUUACCUUCCGAUUUCUUCCUCGCACGCAGAUGAACACUGGACUUCAAAAAUGGGAAACCACACAGAAGAUGAGAUCUGCAAUCUAUCCAACCCCAGCCGAGUUGGAUGCCUAUGCUAAGAAAGUUGCCAACAAACCUUUGAGCAUCCAGAUCUUCCCUAACAGUAUCAAAGUACCUCAGAGGAAGCACAUUCGUCGCACAGUCAACGGGCUUGACACGUCCCUGUCCAGCCAACGUCACAGUCCUUACGCUUCUCAGGUCACCACCAGAGGAGGCCUGCUGGCCGUCCUCCGUGCACCAAUCAAAGGCUUUGUCAAAGAAUCACACAACAGUCGCACUCGACAACAACAAAAGGCAGCCAUGAACCCUCAAACUGGGCCGUACGCUGCUCAAAGCACUUUAAAUCUUCCUCACCCUGCUCCUCAUUUACCUGGUCCCUCUCAGCCCGCUGCCCAGAAGCAGGGAAUGGUUCACACACGGGCAAUACCACAUCAAAGUAUGACUCAUCCGAUGGCUUUACAGCAGCACCACCCACAGGCUUUACAGCAGAGGAACAUGGCUCAUCCUGAAGCACUGCAGCGACAGCAGAGCAUGUCCCAGGUUCAGGCUGCACAGCAACAAAGACUGGCUCACCCCCAAGCUCUACCGAGGCAGCAGAGUGCGCCUCACAGCCAGGCUUUACAGCAGCAGCAGGGCCAGUCUUGUUCAUCAGUCAUGCCACAGCAGCAUCUUUCUCAUGUGCAGACACUGAAACAUCAGACAGCUCCUCCACAAGCUGCACACACUCAGCAGGGAGUGACUCAGGAUCUGCGCCACCUUUCUGAUGGAGCGCCGCACCAGAGCUUGCAACACACCCAGGGGCUAGUGGGCUCACAGGCUCUUCCCCAUGCAGUGCCUACAGGCCCUGCUGCCAUGUCCAACAGCCUCCAGCAACCCCCAGCAGGACAGUAUGGGUCACGGAAGCUGCCAGAUGUGGACGCCCCUCCAAAUGUAACCGUAUCUACCUCCACCAUACCGCUGUCCAUGGCGGCUAGUUUGCACCAGAACCGUCCUGGUGACCUGAGCAUCAUUGUGCACCAGAUCAACCAGUUGUGCCAGGCUCGGGCUGGCAUGGGCACCACAUCUGUCUGUGAGGGCCAGAUUGCAAACCCCAGCCCCAUUAGCCGCAACUUGUUGAUCAACGCCAGCUCAAGAGUGUCUUCUCAGCACUCUGCUUUGGGCAACGGCUCCAGCUGCCUCAUGGUGGGACAUCUGGAUAAGGCUGCUGCGCAGACGCCCUGUGGUACGCUCCAUUCGCAGACCAGUACAGCCACUCCUAACAAUACGGCUGCCCUUUACACAGACAGUGAGAAGAUACAACUGCAGCAGCAGCAGCUUCAGCACCAUUUACAGAAACAGCAGCAGCAGCAACAUUUACAGCAGCUGCAGCAGCUGCAGCAACAGCGCUCCUGGGCCCAGCAUCAACUAGCUCACAUGCAGCAGCCCCCCGAAGGAGUUCACCCCUGCAAAAACCCAAGAAUGGAGCCUCCAGCUGAAUGUGUUUUUCCAUCUCAAAACCUCAGCUACACCCACAAGCUGGCCAGCAGCGGACAUGGCUUCCCUCUUAAACAUCCCGCUGAGAAAACACAUUCUUCCUCCCCCGUGAACUGCCCGACAGGAUCGAUGCCUUUUGUUAACGGGCACUACAUGCAGCCACCAUGGAGUGGCAUCCCAACCACAGCUGGUAACAACGGAGCUGGUCCUCAGGACCUCCCAGUGGCCUAUCAGGGAGGACAGGCUGCGGCCUCCACAAACCGCACCCCAGGAGCAAAAUACAAGCCAGGGAAAGAAGGACCCACUGGCCAGUCGAAGCUGAUGCAGCGGGUGGAUUUCUUAAAUGAGGACUUCCACCUGCCCGGCUUACAGGAUCAGAACAUGGAUGUGAUCCAAAAGAUGCACAGGUCUGCUAUGGGCCAAGUUAAGGAGCCCGGCACCAGUGGAAGCGUCCACACCCAUCACCCAGGCUACCAUUAGUGUGCGUUUGUUCCUCGUCUUUAAUUAGCACUUUCAGUUUCUGUGUUUUUGUUCUUUACAGUUUUGAUCAGGUAGAUAGAUUUGAUUGCUUCAGAGCUUAAUUUGAUCCGGUGAGGGAUUGAUGGUCCACCUCUGGGCGGGUGACAGCCGGGAUGCGGUCUAGCUCCUCCUGCUGACCCUAAACGGGAUGAAGCUGAUUUGGGGGGAAAGAAACUGAUGAGCUUAAUUUGGAAACCCACAAGACUGUGAUGUUUUCUAGUAUUCCUCAGGUGUGAAGCGAUGCUGUACCUUUGUUUCAAAAUGAAGAGUUGAUUUCUUUUCAU